UCCCCCUCCUGGUCCAUCUGCUCCCUUUCAUACCUCAUACCUUCUGCCCUCGGUCGCACAUCAGCCCUCUCGUACUCUCGUCCUGUCGUCCCUGCGUCGCCCGCCUGGGCCCUAGUAGCCGAAGCUUACUCACAAACUAAAGGCACCAAGCCCCGCCUGCUUCGCCCCAGAUCCUCCGCGCCGUCCGUCCUGCCGUCCCUUCUUCACACAUGAAAGCAUAGAAAGCCUCGUCUCUUCUCCCAUCAAAUCCCCGCGUUCCCCCCCUCGUUCAUUUCCCCUCGCGGCUGGCUUCCGUUCCCUACUGACACUACCACACCUCGACUUUGACCUUCGCUAGAACCAACCACACCACUAAGACGAAGAUCCUCCCCAAGCGACAGCGAUCAUGGAGCAGGACUCAAUCACCGCCGUCGCCCAUGCCAUCCCCGGCGACGUCACCCCGACGAACCCGCACACUCCCACCAUAAAGCUAAAGGGCCGCCAGAGGCUGCUGAAAGGCUUCCAGCGCAUGUCGUCGUCGCCGUCGCUGGCCAAGGCGGGCAGGACGACGGGCUCCGGCUACCGCACCGGCGGGAAAGCCUCCAUCUCGUGCGUGUCGCUGUCGUCGGGCGGCUCGCCCUACGUCUACUCGUACGGCAGCUCGUGGUCCUCGGAGCUGUCCAACGGCUACUCGACGGCGCCCACGUCGGCCAUGAGCACCCCCGGGGCAGACACCCCCUUCUUCGACCCCAAGGCCCGCAUUCGCCUGCUCGAGGGCAAUGUGCCGACGCCGACGUCAUGCCCGUUGCCCUCGGAGCUGCGGCCCUCCGCGUCGCGCCCCGGCCUCGAUGACGACUAUUUUUCGCGGCCCGUCCGGGCCAAGAAGCCGGUGCAGCGCCGGCCCAACUUCAACUUCUGGGCCGACAUGCCCGCCGAGCUGCGCACAGAGGUGCUGAGCUACCUGCGGCCCAAGGAGCUGGUGCGCUGCUCGGCCGUCUCCAAGCAGUGGCACCGCAUGUGCUUUGACGGGCAGCUGUGGGCCAACCUCGACACAUCGCUGUACUACAAGGACAUUCCGGCCGAGGCGCUGGUGAACAUUAUUACCGCCGCCGGCCCGUUUGUGCGCGACCUGAACCUGCGAGGCUGCGUGCAGCUGCGCGACGCGUGGGGCUCCAAGGGGCUGGCCGAGGCGUGUCGCAACCUGGAGAACUUUUCGCUGCAAGGGUGCCGCAUCGACCGCAGCUCGAUCCAUUGUUUCCUGCUGCAGAACAGCCGGCUGGUGCACAUCAACCUGUCGGCGCUGGCCGGGGCGACCAACGCGGCCAUGAAGAUCAUCGCGCAGCACUGCCCCAAGGUCGAGCACCUGAACGUGUCGUGGUGCAACAACGUCGACACGCGCGGCCUGCGCCACGUCGUCGAGGGGUGUGCGCGGCUGAAGGACCUGCGCGCGGGCGAGGUGCGCGGCUGGGACGACGUCGACUUUAUGCGCGAGCUGUUCGAGCGCAACACGCUGGAGCGGCUGAUGCUGACGCACUGCGACAGCGUCAACGACGACUCGCUGGCGGCGCUGCUCGAGGGCGUCGACAGCGAAGUGGACAUAUUGACGGGGCGGGCCGUGGUGCCCCCGCGCCGGUUCAAACACCUCGACCUGACGCAGUGCCGCGGCCUGACGGACAAGGGCAUCGCGAAGCUGGCGCACCGCGUCCCGGAGCUGGAGGGCCUGCAGCUCUCAAAAUGCUCAACGCUGACGGACGAGGCGCUGACGGCGGUGCUGCCGACGCUGCCGCGCCUCACGCACCUGGACCUCGAGGAGCUGGACCAGCUGACGAACGCAUCCCUCGUCGCGCUGGCGGCCGCCCCGUCCAAGCCCGUCCUCGCCCAUCUGGGCAUCAGCUACUGCGAGCUGCUGGGCGACGCGGGCAUGCUGCCUGUCCUGAAGGCGUGCACGCACCUGCGCUCCCUCGACAUGGACAACACGCGCGUGUCGGACCUAGUGCUGGCCGAGGCAGCGGCGCUGGUGCGCACCCGCAACAAGGGCGCGCGUCCGCUGGCAGCGGGGGAGCGGCCCCGUGUCGGGCUGCGCGUCGUGGCGUACGACUGCGCCAACGUGACGUGGACGGGGGUGCGGGAGGUGCUGUCGCGGAACGUGGAAGCGUGUUCGUCGUCUUUGUCUUCAACUGCAAGCAGCGGCGGCGAAGUCAUCCAGCUCAAGUGCUUCUACAACUGGCAGCCCACGGUCGAGGAGCACACGCGGCGCGUGCUGCGCGGUGAUGGCGCCGCUGCGGCACGACUAGAGCGCAAAUGGGCGGAGUGGAUGAUGCUGAAUGAGGAGGUGGGCGCUGCGACUGGUGGGGGCGGGGGACAUGGUGGUCGCAGGCGCAGGCGUCGCGCUAGGGAGGCGCAGGCACUGCAUGCGGAUGAGGAGGGCGUGGAUGGGGGAACUGGUGCGGGGGGCGUGGGGAGGAGGAGGAGGGCGCGGAGUGGGCCGGGGGGUUGUGUGGUUAUGUAGGUGAUGCGUGUGGGGGCGUGGGAUGGGUGGGCGGGUGUUUGUGGGGUUUGCUUGGGUUUCUUGGGUUGGGUCUGGAUGGGUCACUACUGCUUACUUACAUUACUUACGUUAUGCUCGCACACAGGCAUGAGAGUUUUAGAUUCUGGCGGCUCUGGUUUGGUGCGUAGGUAUAUACAUGAAUGCUAUGCUAUGAUGAUGAUGCUUUUAUUCUUUCUCCCUCUCUCUCCUCUCUUUUCGUUCUUCUAUCUGGAUUGAGUAUACUACCUCGGCCU
Messenger RNA from Aplosporella prunicola CBS 121167, 2760 nucleotides. RefSeq lists its product as uncharacterized. The coding region runs from base 386 to 2488 and encodes 700 amino acids. The transcript has a single exon. Gene Ontology annotation, molecular function: protein binding. NCBI's taxonomy places the organism in Eukaryota, Fungi, Ascomycota, Dothideomycetes, Botryosphaeriales, Aplosporellaceae. Gene Ontology annotation, biological process: SCF-dependent proteasomal ubiquitin-dependent protein catabolic process. Gene Ontology annotation, cellular component: SCF ubiquitin ligase complex. The record is from RefSeq and is a predicted model, not a curated record.